AUGGAAAUUCAAAACUCUUCCAACCCUAGAGCUGGCUUGGAGAUCGAAGACGAAGCACAAGAACAAACCCGACAACAAGCCAUGUCUAGCAAAGACGAAGCAAACCAAGCCGCUGGAGUAGUCUCUCCAACCCCAGAGAAAACCAAUGGUACAUCUACAGCUGAGACCAUCAAUGGCUCUACAGCUCCGGGCAAAGCCUCGGAGACGUCCUCCCCUAACACCAAGAAGCGAGGUCUGCCCGAACCUGAUACAGCUUCCGAGCCCAGCAGUAAGAAGUCAAAAGACUCGCCAACACCACCGUCAGCCCAAAACGGCGCCUCAACAGCUCCUGUAUUUCCCAGUCCACCGGAUAUGCCUGCAACUACUUUCGACAAAGAGACCUGGCAAGGGUUCUGCGACAUCGAGAGCGAACCCGCCUGUUUCUCUGUCAUCCUCCGCGAAAUGGGCGUUCGCGACGUGACCGUACGUGAAGUAUUCAGUAUGGAUCCAGACUUCCUUCUCGACAACAUUCCGCAACCCAUCUACGGUUUCAUUCUCCUUUUCCACUACCGCGAAUUCGGAAAUGACGACCAGGCAACAGAGUGUCCCAAGGACGUCUGGUUUGCCAAUCAAUUGCCCGCUCAGAAUAGUUGUGCAACACUUGCUAUGAUCAACAUCUUGAUGAACCAGAGCCACGAGGACGAUGUGCGUAUUGGUGAGCAUCUGACGCAGUUCAAGGACUUCACACAGGACUUGUUGCCGUAUCAGCGCGGCGAGGCCUUUGCGAGCUUCGACUUUGUGAAGAAGAUUCAUAAUUCUUUUGCCAAGAAGAUGGACAUCCUCGAGGGUGACAAACAUCUCAGCUACAAAGUCAAGCGCGCCCAGCGCAUCAAGACGCAGCUGCUGUCUGAGAAGACCAAGCCUGCUAAGAGAGGAACCAAGUCGCGUCGCGCUGCUUCUGCCGAUACUGUCGCGAGCAAUGAUAGUGCAGAGAGCAUUGAAGACAACGCACAUCACUAUAUCGCCUUCGUACCCGUUGGAAACGAAGUCUGGAAGCUGGAUGGCCUGGAUAAGCAACCAACAUGUAUGGGCUCUUUUGAUCCGCAGCGGGGCGAGACGUGGUUGGAGUCAGUUUCUAAUACGAUUUCUGCCCUCAUGGGAGCUGGGGACGACGACUACGGCGUUAUUGCGCUGACGCAAUCUCCUCUGCUUUCACUACGCAAAAGCGCUAGUCUGACGAUCAAUACUCUCUCGUACGUCGACGCACGCCUCGACGACGUUUCCGCUUCUACAUCGCAAGGCUGGAGAAACCUUGUCGACGCAAAUGAACAGCCGCCUAGUCCCCGCAUGCUAGAUCUAGAAGAACAUCUAGCCGCUAACCCCAUGUCUCCUACUAUCCAAGCGACCAUUGACAGCGAAGACACGACUCAACUUCUCGCUCGCCGCAACUCAUUGCUGACGGAGGCUAAUCGACUAGCCGCGAACAUCAUGAUGGAGAUGCAGAACGAAGCAGAAGAGGAUUUGAAGGCUACGCAACGGCGGUACGAUUCUGGUCCAGUCAUCAAGAAGUGGCUCGAAAUGUUGGCGGAGAAUGGGUUCCUGGAGGAAAACCUAGACCGCUUCAUGCAGGGGAAAAGCAAAAGGUGA
Messenger RNA from Alternaria atra, 1626 nucleotides. RefSeq lists its product as uncharacterized. The coding region runs from base 1 to 1626 and encodes 541 amino acids. Gene Ontology annotation, molecular function: cysteine-type deubiquitinase activity. Gene Ontology annotation, biological process: protein deubiquitination; ubiquitin-dependent protein catabolic process. The transcript has a single exon. Gene Ontology annotation, cellular component: cytoplasm. The record is from RefSeq and is a predicted model, not a curated record. Lineage: Eukaryota; Fungi; Ascomycota; Dothideomycetes; Pleosporales; Pleosporaceae.